AUGCACGCGCAUGCUCCCCGCCGGGUGGUCAGGGGGCCUCGGGGCUCCUGGCUGCUGGGUGGCCUCUGGGUUUGGGCUGUGUGCGGCCUGUGCGGCCUGGGGACAGCGGCCGCACCGGGGACCGCGCAGCCCUGCCAGGCGCCCCAGCAGUGGGAGGGACGCCAGGUUCUGUACCAGCAGAGCAGCGGGCACAACAGCCGCGCCCUGCUGUCCUACGAUGGGCUGAACCAGCGCGUGCGGGUGCUGGACGAGAGGAAGGCGCUGAUCCCCUGCAAGAGAUUAUUUGAAUACAUUUUGCUCUAUAAGGAUGGAGUGAUGUUUCAGAUUGAACAAGCUACCAAACAGUGUGCAAAGAUCUCCUUGACAGAACCCUGGGACCCUCUCGACAUUCCCCAGAAUUCUACCUUUGAAGAUCAAUACUCCAUUGGGGGGCCUCAGGAGCAGAUCACUGUCCAGGAGUGGUCCGACAGAAAGACAGCCAGAUCCUAUGAAACCUGGAUCGGUGUUUAUACAGCCAAGGAUUGUUAUCCAGUCCAGGAGACCUUCAUCAGGAAUUACACCGUGGUCCUGUCCACACGUUUUUUUGAUGUGCAGCUAGGCAUUAAGGAUCCCUCUGUGUUCACCCCACCAAGUACAUGCCAGACAGCACAGCCAGAGAAGAUGAGUGAAGACUGCUCCUGGUGAACUUGCCAGGACAGAAGCGACCAUCUUGGCUCUUAGCGACCCUGUCUGGAAAUGGAUGCAGCUCUUCAAUGGAAAUAAAAAUAAUUUUAGGGGGGUAAACCCUGAUGUGGGUUUUCUUGUACGUCUGACUCUGGCUGCUCAGCUCUGUUUUCAAUGGAGAACUCGUGGCAGUCUCAACUGGCUGGUAGGGACACUUUGCACACUUCUAAUGUCUGUUUGGGGCUGUCCUUUCUGUGUGCAGGUGUGUAGUCCAUGCAGUAGAGUAGGAAGGGGUGAGGGUGGGUACAAGGAGUUUGCCUCUUCAGGGAUGGGCAUUUUACUAUUGCCAUUAAGAACUGAAGGUGAUGAUAAAAUGUAGAAUGAUUUAGUUCAGUUCUCUCCUUACAAAGGAAGUCCCUUGCUUGUCUGCACCAGAGUGGCAACAGUUCCCACUGACCCCACUCCUGCCUUUUGCCACUGCAAAAUGACCCUUUAAGAUUCCUUCUAGACCUGAAUUUUGUGGCAUGGCCCAAUAGAUGUAGAUAUUCUGCGAGGAAGUGGAAGUUUAUAAUAGGAAGUAAUGAUUCCUCUGAAGGGAAAAGCAAGUUUUAAGUAGGAGGCUCAGGUAAUCUUAGUGUUUACAUAUGAGAUGAAGUGAGAGCCUUGUGUGUGCUGCUUUCUAUGCUAGAGUGAGAUUAGUGAGAUGAACUUUCAUGCAUUUUCUAGUAGACAGGAUUCUAAAACAGCACUGAAUUGGGAGGCCCCCUAAGUCAGGACUAGAAUUCUCUUUUACUCUUAACUCCUUUAAGUAUUAAAAGCACUAGGCUAGCCUUUGCCUGACUUCCCUGGAACUCUAUUUCACUACAGCUGUGUCAAUACGACUUCUGCUCAUGCUUCCAAGGUCAGCUCACGUGUGACCUCUGCAAACUGCUCCCACACCUGCAUUCAUUGCACCUUGCAGUUUGGCAUGCCUUGCUCACAAUACUCAUUAUUCUGUGUGAGGGUUUCUGCCCUCCACUGUCCUGGCUAAGAGCCCCUUUAGUACGGGUACCAUGUUCUGUUUACUGUAAUAUCUCCAGCACCAAGCAAGUGCCUGGCACGUAGUCAGUGCCCUCAAUAUUUGUAGAGUGGAGCUCACCACUUCUGUUGGUGUUCAGUUUCCUCAUCUAUUAAGCAGGGUUGGGUUUUCUGAUUGCUAUGGAGACUUCCAGUAACACAACUUACUAUUAUAGAGUCUUCUAUCACUGUGUCCAUGUUUUAUUUGGCCAUGUAUCAUCUUUAUUUAUCAAGAGAAAUGUGUGAUGCUUGCUUUAUACUGAAAACAAUCUAUAUUGUAAUUUAUCUAUACAUUUAAACAAAUUUAAUGACAUCUCACAAAUUGUUCUUUGAUGUGUUUGUUUCUGUAAUAAAUAUGGAUGAACUCAAUUAUAAGGAAGUUAAAAUUCUUCUGUAAUAAGUAAAUAAAAUACUUACCAUAAUAAAA
Messenger RNA from Peromyscus eremicus (cactus mouse), 2146 nucleotides. RefSeq names its product ependymin related 1 (gene Epdr1). Bases 1 to 684 code for a protein of 227 amino acids. Gene Ontology annotation, cellular component: extracellular region; lysosome. The record is from RefSeq and is a predicted model, not a curated record. The transcript is spliced from 3 exons. Gene Ontology annotation, biological process: cell-matrix adhesion. NCBI's taxonomy places the organism in Eukaryota, Metazoa, Chordata, Mammalia, Rodentia, Cricetidae. Gene Ontology annotation, molecular function: calcium ion binding.